Messenger RNA from Ananas comosus (pineapple), 1297 nucleotides. Its product is annotated as fructokinase-2. Gene Ontology annotation, biological process: fructose metabolic process. Gene Ontology annotation, cellular component: cytosol. Bases 140 to 1123 code for a protein of 327 amino acids. Lineage: Eukaryota; Viridiplantae; Streptophyta; Magnoliopsida; Poales; Bromeliaceae. The transcript is spliced from 5 exons. Gene Ontology annotation, molecular function: fructokinase activity. The record is from RefSeq and is a predicted model, not a curated record.
UCUCCUCAUUCUCCUCUAUUCUCUCUUCUCUCUUCUCAUUUUCGAUCGGACUAUAUAAACCCCCACCCCCUCCUCUCCUCAUUCUCCUCUAUUCUCUCUUCUCAUUUUCGAUCGGAGCGGAGCUCGGGAAGGUGCGACAAUGGCGAUAGGAGAGGCGGAGAAGACGAAGGGGUCGUCGGGGGGGGAGAUGCUCAUCGACUUCGUCCCCGACGCGGCGGGGGUGUCGCUCGCGGAGUCGACGGGGUUCCUCAAGGCCCCCGGCGGAGCCCCGGCGAACGUCGCCGUCGCCAUCGCCAAGCUCGGCGGGAGCGCCGCGUUCAUCGGAAAGUUCGGGGACGACGAGUUCGGGCACAUGCUGGUGGAGAUCCUGCGGCAGAACGGGGUGCGGGACGAGGGGGUGCUGUUCGACAAGGACGCGCGCACGGCGCUGGCGUUCGUGACGCUGCGCAGCGACGGCGAGCGCGAGUUCAUGUUCUACCGCAACCCCAGCGCCGACAUGCUGCUGGCCGAGUCCGAGCUCAACCUCCCCCUCAUCCGCCAAGCCCGCAUCUUCCACUACGGCUCCAUCUCCCUCAUCUCCGAACCCUGCCGCUCCGCCCACCUCGCCGCCAUGCGCGCCGCCAAGGCCGCCGGCAUCCUCUGCUCCUACGACCCCAACGUCCGCCUCCCCCUCUGGCCCUCCCCCGACGCCGCCCGCUCUGGCAUCAGGUCCAUCUGGAACCAGGCCGACUUCAUCAAGGUCAGCGACGAUGAAGUUGAAUUCCUAACGCAAGGAGAUCCGCAGAGCGAGGAGAACGUGUUGUCGUUGUGGUACGAGGGGCUGAAGCUCCUCAUCGUCACUGACGGAGAGAAGGGCUGCAGAUACUUCACCAAGAGUUUCAAAGGCAGGGUUCCAGGAUUCUCCGUAAAGACGGUGGACACAACAGGAGCUGGUGAUGCCUUUGUUGGUGCCCUUCUGGUUUCCAUUGCCAAGGAUGGCUCUCUCUUCCAGAACGAAGAGAAACUGCGGGAGGCGCUGAAAUUCGCGAACGCGUGCGGCGCGAUCUGCACGACCCAGAAAGGAGCGAUCCCGGCCCUCCCGACCACCGCCACAGCCAUGGAACUCGUCUCCAAGGGCAAAUAGUGCCUCAUCAUGCAUUGUUAUAUUUUUAAUUCGCUUGCUUGAUUAUUGUUUUAAACCUGGUACUCGUGCAUUUUUAUUUUCCCUACUUAAAACUUCCAAGCAAGAACAGGAGAUUUGUGCUCUUUUAAGUUUUAAUAAGAAGAGUGUGGAUGUUGCGUUUACCCUAUGGUUUAA